Rhincodon typus (whale shark) is the source of this 986-nucleotide messenger RNA. Its product is annotated as sorting nexin-24-like. Gene Ontology annotation, molecular function: phosphatidylinositol phosphate binding. NCBI's taxonomy places the organism in Eukaryota, Metazoa, Chordata, Chondrichthyes, Orectolobiformes, Rhincodontidae. Bases 16 to 558 code for a protein of 180 amino acids. The record is from RefSeq and is a predicted model, not a curated record. The transcript has 7 exons.
UGGCAGCUCAGGGUGAUGUUUGCGGACAAGGCAAAGGUUUUCCGGGUCGAGGUUCUCAACAACGGGCGCAAACACCUGGUGGAUCGAAGAUACCGAGACUUCCAGGCUCUACAUAAAAAGUUAAAAAAGACGACCAAAACACCAGACUUUCCCACAAAGAGAGGUCUCAAUCGAAGACCCAAAGCCCUGGAACAGAAGAGGUCAGGAUUGGAGGCAUAUUUACAGGGUCUUGUGUGUGAAUGCGACAAUUGGACCUUGUCCCAGGAAAUCCUCGACUUCCUCAACAUCAAACACAUUCCGGUCGGAAAGCCGACUAAUACAGUGAGUGCCCUGGAUCAACUUGACCUGCAGAACUACAGGUUCUUUUGUCACCAGGUGGUCAGCUUCACAAAGGAUGCCUUUUCUCAACCGAGCCCAGCAGGUCUUCUCCCGAAUGUGAUUGUGAUGGGUGUUCUUCAAGGGUUGUACCUCACUGAUCCUGACUCUGAAAUCCUCAAUGGAGUGGGCUCUCCAGGAAUGAUGAAACUGCAUAUUGCUGGACCUGAAAGUAUUGUCUGAUGGUUUUCUACAAUUGUUGUGAAAUUAAUUGUGUGUGAGAAACUUUCCCUUUUGGAGAAUGCUAUUAAAUUCAUCACUUUCUUUCUGUAACAUUGAGGGUUAAUUGUCCCACAAUUUCUGGAGUUUGGUGACUGGUUAAUAAUGCGAUGGGUUGUGCACCUCGUAUCAAUUUUGAAAUGAGCUGAUUUUCAUCUGACUUCCUGCAGGGGGCACAUGAACUUGGUUGACCAAUCCACUCGGGUAUCCUCCACGUAUGAAAAUAUGGUUUCUGCUUCGAGACACGUUUGUAACCUUGUAUUGUCCUAGACUUGUGAAUGUUUGCUGGGAACAGUUUAUUUUCAAGUUAAAAGCACCCUUGAAACAGUGCAGGGGGAAGCUCUUUAUCAAAUAGAAGUUUGUAAAAGUGAGUCUUGCUUGACUCACUUAUU